This is a messenger RNA of Paramecium primaurelia, 274 nucleotides long. The record is from the annotation of a GenBank genome assembly. Lineage: Eukaryota; Ciliophora; Oligohymenophorea; Peniculida; Parameciidae.
AUGAUAAAAGUAAAUGAACGUAAAACUUUACAAGAAGAAGGCAAUCAAAUUACUAAAAAUAUACUGACAUUAAAAGUUUAGAAAUAAAUAUUACAUUAAUGUUCAUUAGUGAAGAUAGGCUUUUCGUUUAGAAUAUCUCCAAUCAUUUGUGAUUUUUAUUAUUGAUAGUAAAAAAUUUAAAUUAUUAAAGAAAUAACAUAAAAUAAGUUAAAAACUAUUUAUAACUGUUUCAAACAAAUAAGGAUUUUUAUUAAUUAUUAUUUUAGGGUGUUGA